CUACGGAACGUUUAUACUACGUCUUGCAAAGCUGGUUUACGAUCUGUAUCAUCUGUAAUCUUUUAUCUGUGGUUUAGUUGGAGACUCGGAAACAUCCAUCGUGUUGUAAACACUUUUUAUUAUUUUUUAAGUUUUUAUUUGUCCAAUAGAUGUAAUUAACCGGGAAACAUGAGCAAGUGAUAGUGUGUUUGUCUUAGAUAUGUUUAUGUUCAUCUCUUAUACUGGAAUUUAGACGGACAAUACCUUAGGGCAAAAUGUGUCGCUUAGGGUUUUUUGUGUUUAUUUGUUUUCUACAAUAUGUAGCUGCAUUUAGUGGCCUGUGUGGGAGAAAUAACUCGGAGCUUAGCUGUACAACAGAGAUCCUCGGCCAAAGAAGCACGGACUAUGACACCUGUAGAAUGAAGGUCUUCCCCCCAGACAGUCAGGAAUGUGGCGCCAUGACUUUUGGCCCAUUAUCUCCGAACACUCAUAUUGGGGGCGUGACACUCAAACCUUACAUCGUGACCAUGCGACACAACACCUUCUACGUCAACCACACGGUCCUGAAUAUCACCUUCAGUAAUAUUAAAUGGAAGACCAUGAAGUUCAGAUUUCAAGACAAGUAUAGAGAGACUAAGAACCACUGCAGAACUAUAACCAUAUCGAACGACAUCACAAUUGACGACGAAUCCGUGCUGUUCUACGACUGUUACUGGCCGAAGACUGACGAUAGAGAUGGACAGAGCCAUACCUUAGACUUCGAAGCUGUAGCUGACGACAAAACUGUUAAUAGAGGGAAAUAUUACUUCAAUAUUCCCUCCGCUGAAAUGCUUAGUUUGACAACAACAGAAGAUAGAUGGAAGCCAUUUAUUUACAUAGAAAUCUUUAACAGUAUAAUGCGCCUCCAUAUAAUGCCGCCUCCUCGACAGUUGAAAAUAAACGCCUACCGUAUCAGGGUUGUCACUCUAGGUGGCAGACGGGACGUCCAGUCUUCUAGAGUACCGCUAAAUAAUAAUACUGAAGAAGUGACCUAUGACUAUAACUUUGUCGGUAUGAAUGGGUCCGUUAGCUUCGUGGUGACACCCCUGCAUGAUCAAUGUGAGAUGGAAGGUCUUGGAUGCACGUCUGUCGAAAGUCCAAGGAUUAAAAUAAGCAGUGAACCUCAAACGCUGAACAUCUGUAUCGCGAGCAUCACGGCUUUGAUCGUGGCCACUCUGUUCGCGUAUUACAUAGUGCUGCGGCUGAUGAGACGUUACUGCUGCCACGAUAGAUAUAGAGAGGAAUUGCCCCUGAUGAUACCGACGCCACCGAAGAUCUUGGUAGUAUACUCCCCAGCGAACCGUCUCCACGCGGAGUGCGUAAUGUCGUUCGUCACGUACUUGCGGUCGGAGUAUGGCUUCGAUAUUAUGUAUGACGGAGACAUAUCCUCCACUCUUAAAGACCCCUACAACUGGGCGCAGAAGGCAUUUGAGCUAGCCACGCACGUACUCUACGUCGUCGGGCCCGCCAAAGAAGCAAACUCCUUCAAAAACAUCUACGAUGAUACAAUAAUAAGUCCCCUACAAAACGUCGAUGUCCUACUUCUGUCGUUCGUAAGAGCCAACAGAAGCACUAAGGAAGUCAUCAACGUAAUGUUCGAUCAUUCCAACGGCGAAGUCCCCGAGGAAACUAAACAUGCCAAGACAUUCGUUCUACUCAAAGAUUGGCAGAAACUGAUAUCAUAUCUGUCCAAAGACUUGCUCCCUAAAGUUCAUAUAAUGCGGUCCGAGAAAGGUAAGCGGUUCUACGAGGAUUUGAACAGGGCUAAGAAGCUGUUGGGCGCCAAGAACGACGAGGUCAGCUUGCAGUACGAGAAGGUAAAGAAUUUUGAAAAGAAAAUUUUGGUGUAAAUUGUCACAAGGUUUUGGGCACAGGAAUUAAUGCGGUUGGAAGCGUGGCGGGGCAAUAUCGAGAUGUUUAUUAAACUUGCGUUUCAUAUAUUUAUUCCGUUUUAAGUAAAUAUGUAUGUAUGGUUGGUAUAAGUUACGGAAGUUGUAGAAGUCUCGGCUUGUACAAGCCCCGCCCACCGAAUCCUGCGCAUGAGGGUAGAAACAUCUUCGUUGGACGUAGUACGUAAAUUGAACGUGGAACUACGGAUUAUAUGUCGUCUAUUGAUUGUAACCGUACUGAAUGUUUAGUAUUGUUGUGUUGGGACUAAAUAAUAAUAUGGAAAAUUAAAAAAAAACUUAGUUUUAUAAACAGGCUUAAUUUAGGAUGAUAUGAAGAAGUUUAUGAAAAAUAUUAAAAAAAGUUAAAUGUUAUAUAUCCACAAUAGGUUAAGUACUAAUAUUAUUAUUAUUAUUUAGUCACAAUCUCUAAUGAAAUAUUUUUCGAUUGAAAUCUUCAGAAUGUUUAUUAAGUGUUACGUAUAAUAAGACAAGAUAUAAAUUGAAUUUGAUAAUAUAUUUAUCCGACUAAUUUAAAGAAAUGAUACGAAAACAAAAUACAAAAAAAUAAUAAUAAGAGCGGAUACGU
Spodoptera exigua (beet armyworm) is the source of this 2493-nucleotide messenger RNA. NCBI's taxonomy places the organism in Eukaryota, Metazoa, Arthropoda, Insecta, Lepidoptera, Noctuidae. The record is from the annotation of a GenBank genome assembly.